Molecule: messenger RNA, 6758 nt
Organism: Lampris incognitus (smalleye Pacific opah)
Lineage: Eukaryota; Metazoa; Chordata; Actinopteri; Lampriformes; Lampridae
Product: cyclin-dependent kinase 9
Exons: 8
Coding region: 23-1204 (393 amino acids)
Biological process (GO): protein phosphorylation
Cellular component (GO): nucleus
Molecular function (GO): ATP binding; cyclin-dependent protein serine/threonine kinase activity
Source: RefSeq, a predicted model, not a curated record
CAGGAGCCUCAAGUAGACGGAAAUGCAACGGGACAAGGCCAGCAACGCUGUCGGGGCUGAAAAGCCAGACCGGGAGGCCGCCAUCAUGUCGAAAUACUACGACGGGGUUGAGUUUCCUUUCUGUGACGAGUUCUCCAAAUAUGAAAAGCUCGCCAAAAUCGGCCAGGGGACAUUCGGGGAAGUUUUCAAAGCAAAGCACAGACAAACUGGAAAGAAAGUUGCACUGAAGAAGGUUUUGAUGGAAAAUGAGAAAGAAGGGUUUCCGAUCACAGCUCUGAGAGAGAUCAAGAUCCUGCAGCUUCUGAAACAUGAGAAUGUUGUGAAUCUGAUUGAGAUUUGUCGAACCAAAGCCACUCAGUUUAAUAGAUACAAAGGGAGCAUCUACCUGGUGUUUGACUUCUGUGAGCAUGACCUGGCAGGGCUUUUAAGCAAUGCAAAUGUCAAGUUCACCUUGGCAGAGAUAAAGAAGGUCAUGCAGAUGCUACUCAAUGGACUAUACUACAUACACAGGAACAAGAUCCUUCACAGAGACAUGAAGGCAGCCAACGUGCUCAUCACCAGAGAUGGUGUACUGAAACUGGCGGAUUUUGGUUUGGCACGGGCAUUCAGUCUGGCCAAAAACAGCCAGGGGAACCGCUACACUAACCGUGUGGUCACCCUCUGGUACAGACCCCCAGAGCUGCUGUUAGGUGAACGAGACUAUGGACCCCCAAUUGACCUUUGGGGUGCAGGCUGCAUCAUGGCGGAGAUGUGGACCAGAAGUCCCAUUAUGCAAGGGAACACUGAGCAGCACCAGCUUACGCUUAUCAGCCAACUUUGUGGAUCCAUCACUGCUGAGGUGUGGCCUGGUGUGGACAUGAAAUAUGAGCUCUAUCAGAAAAUGGAACUACCUAAAGGCCAGAAGAGGAAAGUCAAGGAUAGGCUCAAAGCCUAUGUUAAAGACCCUUACGCCCUCGACCUAAUUGACAAGCUGCUGGUUCUAGACCCAGCACAGCGCACAGACAGCGAUGAUGCACUCAAUCAUGAUUUCUUUUGGUCUGACCCCAUGCCAUCUGAUCUUAAGAACAUGCUCUCUGCCCACAAUACUUCCAUGUUUGAAUACCUGGCCCCACCCCGACGGAGAGGACAUAUGCCCCAGCAGCAGCCUAAUCAUAACAGAAAUCCAGCUACCACAAGCCAGACUGAGUUUGAUCGUGUAUUUUAGUUGAGCAACAAGAAAAUAUCUUGUCAAUCAUGUUGUUUUAACUGACUUUUUUAUAUUCUACAAAGAACAUUACCAGGGCAGUGUUUACAUUGUGAUGUUUACUGGGGCUGUCAAAAUUGGCCAAAAAUCACCUUCGGUUAUCCCUUCUGAAAAAACAUAGGUUCGAACCCAUUUGAAUAUAUUUUUGCGCAUUAUGUCCAUAAGAGGGCAAACCAACACAACGAGAGACAUAAGUACUUGUACAGGUAUAUUUAUUUCAACUAAAGAUCUACUUACCUACACAUUACAAAAUAAACAAAUAAAAUAAUGUCCUAUACCGUAAAACGUCAUGUGCCCUCAGGUCACUAGUCAAGUCAGUUUUAUUUUUACAGCCCAAUAUCACAAAUUAUACUUGUGCCUCGGGGGGCUUUACAGCACACUCACAUCUGAUAAGGAACAACUCCCUAACAACCCUUUAACAGGGAUAAGCAACAGGAAGAAAGCUCAGGGAGAGCACCAGAGGAGGACCUCUCCCAAGGCGCACAACAUGACAUGAUGUUGUGUUUACACAAUUUACAAAAUACAGCACUGAAAGAGGAUGAUGAUGGAAUUAAAAACUAUAUGAAGAACAUGUUGAGGAGGAUGCCAAGCAGUGUCCAGAUGUCAGCAGAACAGCCCAGGGCCGAGCCACGUGACCACCAUCACCAAGUUAAAAAAAACAGUCACACGUCUUAGUGAGAGAAGGAUACAACAUUGAAACAGGAUAAAAAAAAAUAUGGAUUUGUAAGAUUUUUAAAGAGAAAAUGUGAUGAGGGGGAUGCCAAACAGUGUCCAGGCGGGGGACCACCAUCACCAUGGAGACCUGGGAGGAGGACAGACAGCUGGUGCACAUAGGGGAGACUCACAUCAUACCAUUCACACACACAGAAGAGGAGAAAGGAGAAGAUAUCAUUCAGAGAGAAAAGACGUGAGAGAAGAGAACAGUUUACACUAGUCUAUAAUCUAUAAUCUAUACUCUAUACUCUAUAAUCUGGUCAGCAGAACUGCUACAACUACUACUACUUUUGGCUGCUCCCAUUAGGGGUCGCCACAGCGGAUCAUCCGUUUCCAUUUCUUCCUGUCUUCUGCGUCUUCCUCUGUUACACCAGCCACCUGCAUGUCUUCCCUCACCACAUCCAUAAACCUCCUCUUUGGCCUUCCUCUUUUCCUCUUUCCUGGCUGCUCCAUAUUCAGCAUCCUUCUCCCAAUAUACCCAGCAUCUCUCCUCCACAAAUGUCAAUCUUGUCUGUCGUGCUUUGUCUCCAAACCGUCCAACCUGAGUGGUCCCUCUAAUAUAAUCGUUCCUAAUCCUGUCCUUCUUCGUUAGCAUCUUCAACUCUGUCACCUCCAGCUCCACCUCCUGUCUUUUCAUCAGUGCCACUGUCUCCAAACCAUAUAACAUAGCUGGUCUCACAACCAUCUUGUAAACCUUCCAUUUAACUCUUGCUAGUACCCUUCUGUCACAAAUCACUCCUGACACUCUUCUCCACCCACUCCACCCUGCCUGCACUCUCUUCUUCACCUCUCUCCUGCACUCCCUGUUACUUUGGACAGUUGACCCCAAGUAUUUAAACUCAUAUGCCUUCGUCACCUCCAUUCCUUGCAUCCUGACCAUUCCACUGUCCUCCCUCUCAUUCACGCAUAGGUAUUCCAUCUUGCCCCUACUGACUUUCAUUCCUCUUCUCUCCAGUGCAUACCUCCACCUCUCCAGGCUCUCCUCAACCUGCACCCUACUCUCGCUACAGAUCACAAUGUCAUCCGAGAACAUCAUCGUCCAUGGAGACUCCUGCCUGAUCUCAUCUGUCAACCUGUCCAUCACCAUUGCAAACAAGAAAGGGCUCAGAGCCGAUCCUUGAUGUAAUCCCACUCCACCUUGAACCCAUCUGUCAUUCCAACCGCACACCUCACCAUUGUCACACUUACCUCAUACAUAUCCUGCACCACUCCUACAUACUUCUCUGCAACUCCCGACUUCCUCAUAAUACCACACCUCUCUCGGCACCCUGUCGUAUGCUUUCUCUAAAUCUACAAAGACGUAAUGCAACUCUUUCUGGCCUUCUCUAUACUUCUCCAUCAACAUUCUCAAAGCAAACAUCACAUCUGUGGUGCUCUUUCGUGGCAUGAAACCAUACUGCUGCUCGCUAAUCAUCACCUCUCCUCUUAACCUAGCUUCUAUUACUCUUUCCCAUAUCUUCAUGCUGUGGCUGAUCAACUUUAUACCUCUGUGGUUGCUACAGUUCUGCACAUCACCCUUGUUCUUGAAUAUCGGUACCAGUAUGCUUCUUCUCCACUCCUCAGGCAUCCUCUCACUUUCCAAGAUUGUGUUAAACAAUCUAGUUAAAAACCCCACUGCCAUCUAUCCUAAACAUAUCCAUGUCUCGUAUGUCAUCAGGACCAUCUGCCUUCCCACUCUUCAUCCUCUUCAUAGCUGCCCUCACCUCCUCCUUGCUAAUCCACUGAACUUCCUGAUUCACUAUCCCUACAUCAUCCAAACUUCUCUCUCUCUCAUUUUCUUCAUUCAUCAGCCCCUCAAAGUACUCCUUCCACCUUCUCAGCACACUCUCCUCGCUUGUCAGCACAUUUCCAUCUCUAUCCUUGAUCAUCCUAACUUGCUGCACAUCCUUUGUAGCUCAGUCCCAUGUCUAGCCGAUCGGUACAAGUCCUUUUCUCUUUCCUUAGUGUCUAACCUGUCAUACAACUCACCAUAUGCCUUUUCCUUUGCCUUUUUCACCUCUCUCUUCGCUUUACGCUGCAUCUCCUUGUACUACUGUCUACUUUCUUCAUCUCUCUGACUAUCCCACUUCUUCUUUGCCAACCUCUUCCUCUGUAUACCUUGCUGUACUUCCUCAUUCCACCACCAAGUCUCCUUGUCUUCCUUCCUCUGUCCUGAUGACACACCAAGUACCUUCCUAGCUGUCUCCCUCACUAUUUCUGCAGUGGUUGUCCAGCCACCCGGCAACUCUUCACUACCACCCAGUGUCUGUCUUAACUCCUGCCUGAACUCCACACAACAGUCUUCCUUCUUUAACUUCCACCAUUUGAUCUUCGGCUCUGCCUUCACUCGCUUCUUGGUCUCCAAAGUCAUCCUUACAGACCACCAUCCGAUGCUGCCUAGCAACGUUCUACCCUGUCACCACCUUGGAGUCUCCAAUCCCUUUUAGAUCGCGUCUUCUACAUAAGAUAUAGUCCACCUGUGUGCACUUUCCUCCACUCUUGUACGUCACCCUGUGUUUCUCCCUCUUCUUGAAAUAUGUAUCCACCACAGCCAUUUCCAUUCUUUUCGCAAAACCGACCACCAGCUGUCCUUCCACAUUUCUCUCCUUGACUCCAUACCUUCCCAUCACCUCCUCGUCACCUCUGUUCCCUUCACCAACAUGUCCAUUGAAGUCUGCUCCAAUCACCACUCUCUCCUCCUUGGGUACCCUCUCUACCACGUCGUCCAACUCUCUCCAGAAUUCUUCUUUCUCUUCAAUCUCACACCCAACUUGCGGGCAUAUGCGCUGAUAACAUUCAGCAAUACACCUUCAAUUUCCAGCUUCAUACCCAUCACUCUGUCUGACACUCUCUUCACCUCCAGCACACUCUUGACAUAGUCUUCCUUCAGAAUUACCCCUACCUCAUUUCUCCUCCCAUUCGCACCAUGGUAGAAGAGUUUGAACCCACCUCCAAUACUCCUGGCCUUACUCCCCUUCCACCUGGUCUCUUGCACACACAGUAUGCCUACCUUUCUUCUUUCCAUCAUAUCAGCCAGCUCUCUCCCUUUACCAGUCAUAGUGACAAUAUUCAAACUUCCGACUCUCACCUCUACUCGCCUACCUUUCCUCCUCUCCAGCUGCCUCUGGACAUGCCUUCCCCCUCUCCUUCUCCUUCGCCCAACAGUAGCAUAGUUUCCACCGGUACCCUGCUGGUUAAACAGUACCGGUGGCGGUCGUUGGUAACCUGGGCCUCGACCGAUCCGGUAUGGAAAUUUUAUUUAUGAUCCGCAUAUCUGAUUUGGCAAAGAUUUUACACCGGAUGCCCUUCCUGACGCAACCCUCCCCAUUUGUCCGGGCUUGGGACCGGCACUAAGAAUGCACUGGCUUGUGCGUCCUCAGUGGCUGGGUUUAUCUGGUCAGCAGAACUGUGGUCGGUAAAUUCACUGAGACAGAAACCAACCCACCAUGCAGUACAGGUUGUGAAGCACUCAAAGACAACUAACUGUAGGCCAAAGCAAAAAGAUGAGUUUUAAGUCUGGAUGUAAAGGACGAGUGGUGGAAUGGUAGAAUAGCUGUAACUUACUGUAGUUUACAUAGCUUGCAUACGACUUUAUCGCGAGGCUCCACAGUUUUUCCGUUUUCUGACCAAAAGCCCGACUGUUUCCAAACGGGGCGUUUCAGAUUGUUCAGAGUGGAAACCGCUCUUUCUGCGGCCGAGCUGGUGUGAACUCUCUGCCAUCUCUACCACAUGGCGGUUGUUGAAUUAUUCACUCGUUUCAUGUUCAACCAAUGACAGUGACGAUGUGGGACUCGUGUCCGCCAUGCAGCGUAUUCAGUGCAUCGGCCAAGGCUCUCGCAAGAUUUCGCAAGGCAGACGUCCGAAUUUGGACUAUUCAUUGUCAGCCCUAGUGUCACUGCCUUUGUCUUUGUCUAGGGGUUUUACAUCCAAACGUCGUCUCUUUCAUUGCCUCUUGGAGCGUUGACAACACAGCCAAGACAGUAUUCCAGACUUACAGUAUUCCAGACUUAAACUCUCCCACAAUACUGAUGGUUCCAAGUUGAAAGACCGAUAUUUGCACACAGAUGGAAUAAUGGUACACUCGUUAUCUACAAAGUUGUAAAUACUUUCACCCUGGCACCAACUAACUCCAACACUUACAUAAAGGAAUUUAAAGACUGACCACAUGCUGAACAAAUUCUUGUUCUAAAAAUCUGUAAUAUCAAUAUUGAACUGCAUACUGUCUAAUGUAGUUUUUAACAAGCUGUACUUUAAUGUGUACUUUAAUGCUUUUAUGACUCACUCGGUAACAAUGAAUUGUAGAGUGAUACGUUUUUUGUUUUUGUUUUUUUACAUUUCAAAUACUAUGUUGACCAUGAAUAAACUUGAUGUAGGUGUAACCUGUGUAUAACCUUCCCCUUGUGGUAGGAGAUCUAUGCUGCUGAUCCUGGGUUUACUAUCUACAGUAGCUAAAUCUGGGGUUCUCUAAAGUGUCGUAGUCCAAUCACAGGUGUAUUCAGUUUCUAUGUUAAGUAAAUUCACUAGGUCCGGUACAGAGAUUAGCGGUAGCGGGCUACCAAGAGAGAAGACCACCAGCCCACACAAAAAACACACAAUUUUUAACUGUUGUUUGGGUCCUUUAGAUCAGUCCUCCAUUAAACCUAGCAAUCCAUCUAAAUCUAGAAUUCUAAAGUUAUUAAAGCUUUUCUUCAUGAAUUUUCUGUGCCAGACCCCUGGCGUUUUUUUUAAACCAACCCCAAAGGUAGUAGGGAGUAUACGUGUUUUCCCCUGUCUAUCAUGCUUACACCCACAUUGAUUACUUUUUCCCAGACAAUAAACUCGU